Messenger RNA from Suncus etruscus (white-toothed pygmy shrew), 1740 nucleotides. RefSeq names its product prospero homeobox 2 (gene PROX2). Gene Ontology annotation, biological process: regulation of transcription by RNA polymerase II. The transcript is spliced from 4 exons. Bases 1 to 1740 code for a protein of 579 amino acids. The record is from RefSeq and is a predicted model, not a curated record. NCBI's taxonomy places the organism in Eukaryota, Metazoa, Chordata, Mammalia, Eulipotyphla, Soricidae. Gene Ontology annotation, molecular function: RNA polymerase II cis-regulatory region sequence-specific DNA binding; DNA-binding transcription factor activity, RNA polymerase II-specific. Gene Ontology annotation, cellular component: nucleus.
AUGGAGCCCAACUUCAACUUGCACUCUCCACCCUUGAUUGAACCCUGUGUGGAAGUUGGGAGCAGUCCGUCCCCCCAAGAACAGGACAGUAAUCCCUCCAUUCCCUGGAGCCAGGUCCCCAGCUCCAGCCUCAUCGAUCCGGAAUGGUUUGAGGAUGAACAUAUCCAGGCAAAGAGGGCCAGAGUGGAAACCAUCGUCCGAGGGAUGGGCCUCCCUGCAAGCCCUUUGGGGUUAGGCAGUAGCCGCGCCAGGGCUGGCCCCUACUGCCUGGAGACUGCCCGAGAGAGGAAGAGGAAGCAGAGUGUUCCCAUGCAACAAGGCCAUCUGCAGUCAGGUCCUGCCAGGGACUGGGGCGGCAGGAAGGGGGGCCCUCGGGUGCGGGAAGAACUGCAGCUGCUGAAGCAGCAGCUAAAGGAUCUGCAGGAGCAUCUUCUGCAAGAGGCCAAGCCCAGGGAUGCAGCCCAAGGCCCUAUAGGUUUUAAGAAGGGACACAGCCCUCUCAAUAUCAGGCAGAGGAACUGCUAUGGGGCACAGCCCUGGGCCAAAGACAGCAGUCACCAACAGGGUUCAAGUGGAGACCUCUCUAAGAUGGAAGGGCACAGAGCAUCUGGGCUCAGUACACAGGCUGAGGAACCCAGGCUCCUGCCUCCUGAAGCACAAGAGUUGCUGGCGACCCUGCACAAAGAACUGACCAGAGCCAUGUCCCAGGCUGUGGACUCUGUGUUACAGAAGGUGCUGCUGGACCCAGCGGGCCACUUGGCUCAGUUGAGCACAAAUUUCCAAGGGCUGGUGGAAGAUGAUGCAGGCCAGCCCUGCCCCCCAGAGCCAGGAGCCAGCAAAGACCCCUCUCCUCUGGCUGCAUGGCCCAGGAAGGCUCCGCCACAAGGUGGGCACCUCCUGGGAAACUUCUCUCGGGCCAAGCUUCUAGAAUCUUCAAGAAUAAUCCCCAGCCUCUAUCAGGGGUCCCCAGCAAGCCAAACAUUGACUGUGCCUGCUCACAUCCAGGAAAGCCAGCUCAUCCGCCAGCUACUAGGUUACGGACCCAAAGGUCACUGGAGCGGUGGUUUCCCCCAGGAUUCAGCUCCCCAAACUCACGCCUGCUCAGAGUUGGUCCUGCACCCUGGGGGAGCGCUCCAGCUGCAGCACCCCUUGUCUUUCACGCCUCCCACUCUGGAAGGAUUGCCCCUUCUUUCCUCUGUGAAGAUGGAGGGUGGCCUACAGGCUGUUGCAGGGGUCCCCCCUUUUCCUUUGGUCCAUAUCCAAGAGGGCCUAAACCCAGCUCACCUGAAGAAGGCCAAACUCAUGUUUUUCUUCACACGCUAUCCCAGUUCCAAUCUCCUGAAGGAUUACUUUCCUGAUGUCCAGUUUAAUCGCUGCAUUACAUCCCAGAUGAUCAAGUGGUUCAGCAACUUUCGUGAGUUUUAUUACAUCCAAAUGGAGAAAUCCGCCCGGCAAGCAAUCUCAGAUGGAGUCACAAAUGCCCAGACACUGGCGGUUUUCCGAGACUCAGAACUGUUUCGAACUCUGAAUAUGCACUAUAACAAGGGCAAUGAUUUUGAGGUAAGCACAUGUUUCUUGGAAAUUGCCAGCUUGACACUACAGGAGUUCUUCAGGGCAGUCUCCAUGGGGAAAGACUCAGAACCAUCCUGGAAGAAACCUAUUUACAAAAUUAUUUCAAAACUGGACAGUGACAUUCCAGAGAUUUUCAAGUCUUCCAACUAUCCCCAGGAACUGUUCUAA